Molecule: messenger RNA, 4260 nt
Organism: Schistocerca gregaria
Lineage: Eukaryota; Metazoa; Arthropoda; Insecta; Orthoptera; Acrididae
Product: transient receptor potential cation channel subfamily A member 1-like
Exons: 5
Coding region: 250-3849 (1199 amino acids)
Biological process (GO): transmembrane transport; monoatomic ion transport
Cellular component (GO): membrane
Molecular function (GO): protein binding; monoatomic ion channel activity
Source: RefSeq, a predicted model, not a curated record
UCAACAAGAGCUGAUUAAUGAAGGUUCACAGUGAGGCAGACACGCUAAGUGAAUGCCGGAGGCGACGACACCGCCAGCGCCGUUACGGGAGACGCGUCGUCCGUGGACCAAGGCGUGCGGCCGACCGCACGCUGCUCGCCGCCAGCACACAGUUGCUUCUCUCACGGGUGUUUUUUUCUUUUGUGUCUGCUUCAUAUCUUCCGCUUGUGGACAUAACCACUUGGCUACACCUACUGGAAAACACAGCGGAUGGCAGGAGAAAACAUCCAGCACGCUGAGGAUGAGGCGCAGGCGGCUCUGCUGCAAGCCCUGCUGGACAACGACUACGAGGCUUUCAGCCGCCUCCUGGACGGCGGCCGGGUCGAACCCUCCCACCGCUACGGGAAGCCGCACUUCGCCACCUGCCUCGAGAUAGCGUGCCGCCGACCGACCCUCCCGACGGCUUUCGUUAACAAGUUGCUCGAAUGUGGCGUCAAGCCAAACGUCAACGUCAUCGUCCCGGAGCCGAUUCAUUACGCUGCCCGGAGCGGUCACUCCGCAGCCCUCUCCAUAUUGCUGUCAAACCCGAAGACAAAGGUGAACUCAACAGACAGCUCAGGUCAUAACGCCUUGCACUUUCUUGUGAUGGCGUUCGGAGACAACGCUCCUAGAAGGCAGGCCAAAGGUUUUGAGUCUUGCAUAGAAUUGCUUGUUAAUUGUGCAAGAUUUGACAUAAACAACAUUGACAAUAAAGGCUUAUGCGCACUGCACCUUGCAGCUAACAUGAAGAGACGGAAGGCUGCAGCACUUAUUAUUGACAAGAGCAAAGCUGCACACCGAGAGCUGGACGUCGAUCGCCGGCUGGUGGGAGGACGGACUGCGAGGCAGGCGUUGGAGGCUCAGCUGCCGGACGUGGCUGCCAAGAUGGCGGCAGCGGGCGUCCAUGUGCCUGCGGGCAAGAGGCGGCUCCUCCUGGCCAUGGACCAGGGAGACUUCCCGCUGUACCAGCGACUGCUGAGGCGCGCCGCCACAGAAGUCGACUUCGACCCGGACUUCUGGUUUGAACAGCCCUACAACACUCGGCUUCUAGAGCGAGCUUGUGGCCACCGGGACUCAGAACUCGCCGCAAAAUUUGUGAAAGUCACACUUGAUGCUGGGGCCAAAUCUUCUGCUGUCAAUCUCUGUAAUCAGAGGAGGCCCCUUCAUGUGGCUGCUGCAUCAGGGAACUCUGCUGCUCUGAAGCUGCUUUUGGAAUGUGCGCCUGGGGACGUUAAUGCUAAAGACACCAACGACCAAACAGCGCUUCAUCUUGCAGCGUCAUGCAGUUCGUCCACACACUCGCACGAGUGCCUGCAGCUCCUUCUAAAUGUGGAAAACGUGGAUGUCAACUUGAAAGACAGUUCUGGACACACUCCGGCUGAUGUUGCAGGAUGUCUUGUUGCUCUGAGCAUGAUACAGAGGAAAGGCGGCACAAAGAGUGGGCCCAACACGAGUAUCGGUCACGGAGCUAAUGGUCGUAUGAAACUCUUAUCGAACGGUCAUUCUGGCGCACCAGUAACACAUGGCGAUGUCAUCAUCCCGAUCUCCAUAGCAAGUGGGUUUGACCCAGCAACUGAUGAACCCACAAAUGGUCCUAGUCUUUUUCGUGGCUUCAGAAGCGAUGGUGGUAGUGCUGUCGAUGGCAGCGACUUUCCCAACGGCAACUUUGCUGGGGGCGGCUUCAGCACUGGUCGUUUCAGUGGUGGCGCACUCGGUCGUGCACUUUUUAUCGGCGAGGGCCUGGACAGGAACGGUAGGGCUGAUUCUGGCAAUGGUAGUAGUAGCAGCGACUCCUAUAAAGACAACAGAAGCUUUGUAAGUGACUGGACUGAUGGUGCUGAGGAGGAUACACACGUACAACCGAGAAAUGUCUGUUUGAGGAAAAAGCUUUUUCAUUUGAUGGUGAGAGGACAGUACGCAAACUUCGAACAAGAAUUUGAUAAGCUAAGUUCCUCUGAUGCGUUGAUGGACUGUGCAGACUGUGGUUACACUUUCUUACAGUAUGCUUGUGAGAGGGGUUUGCACGAUUUUGCAAAGAAACUUCUUGAAAAAGUGAACCCAAAUGCAACUCAUGAGAGAAACAGAAGAACGCCUCUGAUGCUUUCCUGUUUGCAGAAUGACAAGAAAAUGGUUUACAUAUUGCUCAAUACUGAAUCCACUGUAAAAAUAGAUGUAAAUGCUGUUGAUCACAAAAGAAACACUGCACUUCACUUUGCUGCCAAAAACGACACCGAAAUCAUCGUUGAGUUACUUAGUCGAGGGGCUGAUCUGCUAGCAAAAAAUACCUUUGGUAAAUAUCCUUUAUCCGUUCAGGAAUUUCGUUCUUUGCUAGACCACGGUUUGAGUGUCCGGGAUAAUAUUUUACCAUCGAAUGAUGAUUAUGCAAUAAAAUUCAAUUUUAAAAUGCUAAUAUCACAGAAAAACGUAAUUAAACGUAAAGUAGUCGAAAGUAAAUGUUUCCCGGUUCAGGACCACGCUUCAUAUCUAGACGUCACCAGUGACCAUUCAGAGUUAAUGGAGCCCCCGUUAGAGAACACAUACAAAGAAAUGGAUAUUUUACAUUCACUUACAAAUUUGCCUGAUUACAGAUUACUUCUAAAGCAUCCACUUAUUACUAGCUAUUUGCAAGUAAAAAAUGAUCACAUGCGAUUUCUGCAGCAUCUGAAUUUAAUACUAUACCUCGUUUUCGUAAUUACAUUAAACGUGUACAUCUUAAUGCAAGUAAGUGACCUAGACAGAACGUCUGCAGCGGUGCAAUCCAUCGAAAUUUUUUGUUGUGUGACUGCCGUAAUAUGCACAGUAUUUAUGUUGGUUACAGAGGUCGCACAGCUUGUUCUAAAAACUAGCCUUUACUUUCAAAAUUGCGAAAAUGUUUAUGACAUAUCGCUCAUCACAUUUGCUAUUCUUAUUCUUUCACAAUGUCCCCUCGGUUCAUUUUCUCGUUGGGUCUACACUGCCUCGAUAUUAUUGUCAUGGAGAGGCCUUUUUGUAAUUACCAGUAGGCACUAUAAAUUUUCAACGAACGUUGAAAUGCUAAGAGCUGUUUCUGUCAAUUAUUUACAUCUACUCAAGUCUUAUAUAUUCAUUAUUGUUGCCUUCUCUCUCAGUUUCUAUGUGAUAUUUUCUCCACCUACGAAUGAGACUGUGAGCGCGAAAUCUCUUAACGAAGGGAAUAGCACACUUAGGGGCACCGAUGUGGUCAAAAACACAGGGGAAGAUUCAGAAUCAGGAGACUUCUUUCAGAAUCCAUUCAGGACAUUUUUAAAAACUCUCAUUAUGAUGACUGGAGAAUUUGAUGCUAACGACCUCCCUUUCGAAACAGAUAUCUGGUUAACUUCAAUAGUGUUUAUCCUUUUCUUAUUUUACUUGCCUGUUGUUUUACUAAACCUUCUCACAGCUCUUGCUGUGUCAGACGAACAGCAAAUACGGGGUGACGCCGAAAUCCUGAGCAUUAUGUCUCAGAUACACUGCCUUUAUGAAAUUGAAAACAUAACCGUGUGCCUUAAUAAGCUGUGUAGACGCUGGAAAUAUGCUGCAAGAAAAUUUGAAAAUUUGUUAUUGUUUUCUGGAAAAUCUGAAGAAGCUUGCUUAGUUGUCUGGCCUAAUAAGGGGGGACAGACGAGAAUUUCAGGAGAACAAGGCAAACAUCUAAAGUCACUUGAUCCUGAAAUAAUGAGUGAAGCAAAGCGAAUUCUGUCGGAGCGUGAGAGCUCUCUAGCAGAUUCGUCAAGCGAGGUAAGUAAUUUGUCUCUUUUACUAGAGCGUAUUGAACGUGUUGAAAGUAGCGUGAAGCUUUUGAUAGAGGGACAACAGCAGAAAGACGAAACGUGAACAUACAUACAGAGGCAUUAUACGACACGAACAUUUUGAAAAAUGUUAUUCAUGCUUGGUGGAAAGUAAUAUUCAUAAAAAAAAAAUUCUGAGUCUUUGAAGCAAUAAUGCUGUGCAAAAAAAACCAUAUACGUUAGUAAUUUAUUGUGUAAUUAACAUUUAUAGGAAUGUUAAUAAUAAUUAUUGAUCUGUACUGUUAAAAAAUGUAAUAAAUCAAUUCUUCAGUACUUGGAAGUUACUGAAUUUACGCUUUAAGUGAAUUUCAUCUCAUAACAGACUGUCAUUUUUAUAUGAUAACUAAACUAUUGAGCUCUUAAUUAGUUCAAACUAUUUUUAGAGUUUAUUUUCAAUGUGUCGUUUCUCAGAUGGUAAGAAAUACAAGCACAUAGAAAGUCCUUAUUACUGCGAAAA